AUGAGUGUUUCAAGGGAGAUUUGUCAUUGGCUUGUGUCUUCCUCUUUCUCUCUCUCUUUCUCUCUCUCUUUCUCUCUCUCUCUCACUCUAGGGUCUUUGUCUCAUCCUCUUCCUUGUCACCAUUCUAUGGAGUUUAAGGAGUUUUGUGAGUUAUUGUGGUCUUCGAUGUCUUUCCCCUCUUUUAGGGCCAUCUGCUAGUGAGGAACAAUAAGCAUUAUCAUGAGUCAUCAAUAGGUUACUAUUGACUAAUGUUCAGUCAAUAUUUAUUUCCAUUACGACUCUAUUCUUCUAUCUUUCUCCCUCUAUUAUCUAUUAUUUUAUUCUCUUCCUCUUGAGACUUAUUUUUCUCUUUUAGUAUCAACAUACACUUGAAUAUCUGAGGAGUUAUUGAUAAUUAUAAAUUAGUAGUUACAUCUGUGCAUUAAUAUCUUAUAUAUAAAUGCUAAUUAAUAGGUAAAGAAUAUAACUAUACAUAUGUUACGAACUUAUUAUGACAUUCAUAAUAUUUUAUCAUUUAAGUUCUAAUGUAUAUUAUUUGACUUAUUUUAUUUAUAUUAUGAGAUUAAUUUCACUUGACUUUUAUGAAGUUAAGUGAUGAUUCUCUCAUAUUUUUUUAAUAAUUAUUUGAUUGCAAAGACUUAGGUGAGCUCUUAUUAUGAGUUGGAAGUAAUGGAAGAAGCUCAAGCUUUCAAUCUAAUGAAAAGUUCAAGUCUUAUGGAGAGGGCCGGCCUAAUAUAUUUUUGGGCUUAAGAGAGGGUGUCAUCUUGGCCUAACUCAUUUGAACUUAAAAUGCUUAUCAAGAGAUGAGAUCUCACCUAUCUUAAAACGUCUUAAGAUAAGAUUAAGAGAAGAAUUAGAGUGUCGCCCUCAUAGAAUGAUUUGGGCUGUCCAUCAAGAGAGUCGAUUAUUAAUUAUAACCAUCUAUUAGAGGGGCCUAACUCUUGAGAGGAUUAAGACAUCUCAUCCCCCUCUUGGAGGGUACUUUUUGGCUCUCUCUUUAGCAGUGGCUAGUAGAAGGAAAUAGGAGAAAAAUUAAGGCCUGAUCGAAGGCAUUCUCAUGCCCAAGAUCAUCGUGGAGAAGAGAUUACUUAGAGUGCAUCAAGAUCGUCACAGAUCAAGCAUUACUAGGCCUAAGAUUGGCAUACAACGAGAUUUGUGUAAGAUCUAAAUUUAGAGAAUCCUUGUAAUCCUCUCUAUGGAUUGAUUAACUUUUAAUUUGAACUAGUUUUAUCAUUUAUUCUAUCAUUUCAUUGUGUUAGAUUUAUUCUUUCCUUUUUGUCAUGCUUUUCAUAACUCUUGUCUUCAUCUUUUUACAUUUAAUUCUGUCCUUCACAAUCUCAUGUAUAUAUAUAUAUCUAUAUAAAAAAUAAAAUAAAGAGAAUUUGUACUCUCAUUAACCAUGCUCUUUGUGGAUCGACCCUUAAUUAUACUAGAUAGAGGAGUGAGGUUUUAUAAAUAUUAUUUACAUGAGCUUAGUUACAUUACUAUGACAUAUUUAACCUCCAAUUCUAGUUCAUCAGUUAUCCUCCUUUUCUAGUUAAUGGAGGCAUGAGGAGGGUCAACAAAACUUAGGUUUCUAUCAUUUUGGUAUUAGAGCCAAUCCUUCCUCUUAGGAUGGCACCACAUCAAUUAGAUUUACGUGUUGAGAGAGUUGAAAAGGAUCUCAAAGAACUUUGUGAAUAAUUUUCUCAAAUUUUAGACUUAGAAUUACAUGUGGAGCAAUGGUUCAAUGUCACGGAUGUCAUUCUUUCUUAGAUUCAACUUGCCCUACAAUAGUUGACUUCUCAAUAGUAUAGUUCAGACAUUCCAUCUUCAUCUGCUGAUCUCAUCUCUACCCCAUCAACGUGUGCCAAAAUGACAUAGGCAUUUGCACCUAUAGCUACUCACCUUGGAGCAUCAGACCAUAUAGAGUAAGCCAUUGAUAAGUCUUCAUUAUUAUGAAUUAAUAAUUAGUAAAUAAUAUAGUUUUAGCGUUAACUCAUGAUAAAUAUACUUAUAUUUGUGUUAAAAUGUGAAAAGUAGUUUUCAAUUGUCUAGUGUGAAUUUUUGGCUAAUUAUGUAAUUUUUUAUGAAUUUGUAUGAUUUUUAUAGUCUUAUUUUUGAGAUAAAUGAAGAAAAAGAAAUUAAAAUAAAAAUAUAACAAAAUGGGAGGGACUUGUUGGCCAGUCGGGCCCACAGUGAGUUAGAAGCAGGUUGGAAGCAUAAUUAGGGGGAGCUACGAGCAGGGGCUCGAGCGACUAGAACUGAUGACGGCACGUGUGCGCCACUUUCUUUUCACAUCACUAGUGGCCAGCCGACUAUAGGACGAGAAGUGGUCGUACAUGCGGGAGAAAAGGACUCAUUGCUUGGAAAUGUGA
Messenger RNA from Spirodela intermedia, 2357 nucleotides. NCBI's taxonomy places the organism in Eukaryota, Viridiplantae, Streptophyta, Magnoliopsida, Alismatales, Araceae. The record is from the annotation of a GenBank genome assembly.